AUGUUGUGUUUCGUCAAUUUGUUCUUGUUUAUCCGAUAUACUGAGGAAAACUUGGAGUGCAGCAAGUUAUCGUCCAAUUCGUGCUGCGUCAACCAAUACCUCAAUGAAGUCAACAACAGCUGUAUUGAGUGUCCUUACGGACGCUUUGGCUGGAAUUGUAAAUCAUCUUGUCCUUCUGGGUAUUAUGGACGUCUGUGUAAAUCUUCCUGCGAGUGUGACGCCUUGGAGUGCCAUCACGCGACUGGCUGUACUACGACCAUUGGAACAACAAAUGUUCAACCAGGAGAAGGAUUAGAAAUAGAGCCUGCAGUUAACCUCUUCAUGAAUAUACUGACUACUAACGCUAAACAAAAGCAUACGCAAGGUAAACUUAAUGUUAUAAAGGGAAGGCUUUUAGUCUAUAUAUGCUGUGAAGAUAGAUACAUUUUAUUAAAGUUUGAUCGGAGACAGUAAUAAUACACAUCAGUACAUAAACAGCAAGACAAAUCUCGCUUAGUUAUAAGAAUAUACCUCAUAAAUAUUGAUUUUUACUAGAAUAUAAUAUAAAGAGUGGGCUUGAUUAUUUUAAACAUUCGUAUUUUAUUUAUUAAAUUUAUCAAGACUAAGUGAUUUAACGCUCAAGUGUCAACUAAAUGUUUGAUUGAGUAAAACAGAGCAAUUUUAAUUGUUAUCCAAUUUAACAAGUGAGAUUAGAUUACACAAAAACACUGUUAAUUCGCAUGAUGAGUUGAUGUUACUUAGAUAACAGAUGAAAUCGAGUUAACCAGAGGUAAUAUUUACAUUGAAAAGGUGAGUAAAACAUUCGUGAAUUACAUUAUUGCCGAUCAGCAGCUUGUAGAAAAAAAGAAAACAUUUAAUUCUUUGAUACAUAUGAAGCCUAGAUAACGAAGUU
Messenger RNA from Magallana angulata, 892 nucleotides. Its product is annotated as multiple epidermal growth factor-like domains protein 6. Lineage: Eukaryota; Metazoa; Mollusca; Bivalvia; Ostreida; Ostreidae. Bases 1 to 453 code for a protein of 150 amino acids. The transcript is spliced from 4 exons. The record is from RefSeq and is a predicted model, not a curated record.